This is a messenger RNA of Macrosiphum euphorbiae (potato aphid), 612 nucleotides long. Lineage: Eukaryota; Metazoa; Arthropoda; Insecta; Hemiptera; Aphididae. The record is from the annotation of a GenBank genome assembly.
AUGGAGAGUAAAAGCAGAAACUCAUAUGAUUGUCUGCUGAUAUCUGUUUUUCCAGGAGCUCGUUCAGUUGGGUGUUGGUUUCAUCAUAAUCAAGCUGUUUGGAAAAAAAUGCAUAAAUUGGGUUAUUUACACUAUGUUAAUCGCAACGACAAUGCAUUAAAAACAUUGAGAUUAUUGUUAUGCCUACCAUUAUUGCCUGUCCAAGACAUGGAUGCGGGAUUUAGAUUAAUUCGAGCUUUUGCAGUAAAUCAUAGGGUACAUCUGGAAAGAUUGUUUAGUUAUUACGAAAGAUAUUGGUUACAAAAUAUUGGGCCAGACAUUGUGUCAGUAUAUGGUUUACCACGACGGACCAACAAUAAUAUAGAGAGUUUCCAUAAUGCCUUAAAAUUGAAAUUCGCAGUCUCACAUCCAAGUUUAUGGGUAUUUUUAGUUAAGCAAACUAUUUUAAUUGUUAAUUUUAAUAUAAAUCAGCUAGAUAACAACUUGCGUCCCACUAGGUAUUUGAGAACCAAAUUUUUGGCCAAUAGUAGACGAAUUAAAAAUGCUUCAGAGCAGUAUGAUUUCAACAUGGCAAUUCCUUCAAAUCUGCUCACAUGUUACUGGAGCAUAUGA